Messenger RNA from Knipowitschia caucasica, 1206 nucleotides. The record is from the annotation of a GenBank genome assembly. NCBI's taxonomy places the organism in Eukaryota, Metazoa, Chordata, Actinopteri, Gobiiformes, Gobiidae.
AUGCUACAGCAAGUCAGUGCGCAGCUGUGGAGGAGCCAAAAGAACUAUUGCAUGAAACAAGAAAGAAGAGAAGAGACACUGAUCACCAAGUCGGUUUUUGCGACACUUGCGAGCACCUUUGCAAACCUGCAAAAAGGUCGCGACCACAACAUGAGCACAGAGAUGAACAUGGGCCCCGAGCUCCCCAGCAGCCCUCUGGCCCUGGAAUAUGUCAAUGAUUUUGACCUGAUGAAGUUUGACGUGAAGAAGGAAGGCCUGGCCGGGCUGGAGCGCGCUGGCGUGCGUCAGUGUAACCGACUACAGCCCCAGGGCUCGGUGUCGUCCACCCCCAUCAGCACGCCCUGCAGCUCGGUGCCGUCCUCCCCCAGCUUCAGCCCCACGGAGCAGAAGAAUCACCUGGAGGAGCUCUACUGGAUGCCUGGAGGCGCGUACCACCAGCAGGUUGACCCGCAGACGCUGAGCCUGACCCCGGAGGACGCGGUGGAGGCCCUGAUCGGUGCCACGGCGCACGGACACCCCCCUCCCGCACACGUGCAGCAGCAGUUGCAGCAGCAGGGCUUCGAAGGCUACAGAGGUCCACACCACCACCACAACCACCACGGCCACGGUCAGCACCACCACCCGUACGCAGGGGCCAUCCCGCACCACGCUGACGAGCUGAGUGGCCACGCGGGCACGCACAGCCACGCUCACAACCCACACCACCACCACCACAGCCAGGACCCGGACAGCCCGUCCCCCGUGUCCCCGGAGUCCCACCAGACGCUGCACCACCACCGCCACCACCACCACCAUCACGCGCACGGCUCCGCGCACCUCGGCCAGUCCUCGGGCAUCAACGUGGAGGACCGCUUCACCGACGACCAGCUCGUGUCCAUGUCCGUGCGUGAGCUCAACAGACACCUGCGCGGCUUCACGAAGGACGAGGUGAUCCGCCUGAAGCAGAAGAGGAGAACCCUGAAGAACCGCGGCUACGCGCAGUCCUGUCGGUUUAAGCGUGUGCAGCAGAAGCACGUGUUGGAGAACGAGAAGACGCAGCUCAUAAACCAGGUGGAGCAGCUAAAGGCAGAGAUCAGCCGCCUGGCGAGGGAGCGGGACGCCUACAAACUCAAGUGCGAGAAACUCACAGGCUCCGGGCCCAGCGCCGGGUUCCGUGAGGCGGGCUCCACCAGCGACAACCCCUCCUCUCCAGAGUUUUUCAUGUGA